Molecule: messenger RNA, 2857 nt
Organism: Chara braunii
Lineage: Eukaryota; Viridiplantae; Streptophyta; Charophyceae; Charales; Characeae
Source: the annotation of a GenBank genome assembly
ACGGUCAGAAACAGAAAUGAAGGAUCCGGCCAAGUGGAACCUCGUCCCCGUCUGUGCCCAUGUUCUGUAUUGCCACGCACGUUACAGUAGGAGGGGGGCUGAGAGAGACACGUUACCCCUCUAUUUUUCAUUUUUUCCAUUUCGCCCAUGCGAUUUAUUGGGUUUGGGGUUGUGUCUACUGCCUUGAUUGAUUGGGGUUUGGUGGUGUCUACUGCCUUGAUUGGGUUUGGGUUGUGUCUACUACCUUGAUUGAUUGGGGUUUGGUGGUGUCUACUGCCUUGAUUGUCCUCAUCACGACCUGAGGCCCCACUCCGCGUGACCGCGAACCAAUCACGUCACCGUCCUGUGAUGCGAUGUGUGACACGACCUGAGGCCCCGCCGGCCCAUCUCCGGUCUGGUGCAACUCCCCCUCGCUCCGAUCAACAAUGUUUGGCCGUGGUGCACAGGCCGUGCUUCUGCCUGUACAAGAGAAGCUUUGCUCGGGGGCAGAUGGAGGCCUGGUCUUCGCUUCAGUCCUGCAACGGCACCAGGAGAUCGAGGGCAGCAUCUGCCCGUUGCAGUGUCUCAGUACGCCGUGCAAAAUGAUGAGUGCUCACAGGUGCAGGACGCAGAACGUUGGUUCGUGGAACAUGAGGCCAAGGGGUGCUGCUGCACAUGAUCUCCCAUCUUGUUGUUCUAAAUACCUGUUGUCCUCCUCACCAUCUCACAGACUUGUUGCAGACGGACAGAAUCGACCAGGAAGGGUCCAUGCUUCUUCCGUUCGUCGAUAUGACUGCGAAAUUGGGAAGGGUUGCAGCCAGAAAGCUCUGCAGAAUGACGGGAGAGAAAACAAGGGACACAGGCUCAAAACGAAAUGGAAUUGCCGAAGGGUUACAUCGUUGGCAUCGGCAGCAUCAGCACCCGGGCUAGCAUCAGGUCAGUGCUAUGUCUGCAGUCAUUGCAGAAUGCAGAGCCUUCAGGUUGGCACCAAAAUGGCAGUAGCUGCAAGGGAGCUCACCAGUGUGCGUCGGCCUCCCCAUACCAUGAAAGGACAGGAAGUAGCGGUCAUGUUGUCGGCUGCAGCUGUGGGCAGCAGGUCCACUGGGAGUGUCCUUGUUCGCCGUGGCCGUCCCGGCUCUUCGCAAGCACGGAGUCCAUGCAGUAGGUCAGCUAGUGAGGAUGGUGAUAUUAUAUCACAUUUGGAUAGGGAAGACAGCUCCCAGGAAGGCGAGAGUCCGCUGCUGCUGGGCGUGGCAAUCUCGGAGAAGGAAGGAGAAAUUCAGGUGAUGGGCUGUAGCGAAAACGAGCUGUCAAAUGUCUCAAACGGACCACCACUACCGAUGGGCAAAAUGUUGGCGGACAACGAAAGGUUGGAAACGCCGUCGCCUGAGACAAGCAACCAUGAAGCGGAAGUCUUCCAAGCGCCAAGAGGAGGAGAGGAAGUCGGAGCAGGAACAGAGGGUGAACGACAAGGAACGGAGGAAGGGAAAACAGCGGAUGCCAGUGCGCUACAGCCAGCGGGGAAGAUCGACUACGGCGAGUUGUGGCAUUUGCAUCGUUGGAGUAUACCGUGGAGUGGCGGCUCCACAGCUCUGGGCAUGGUCGGUUGGCUGUUAAGCUUUGUGGUUACGGGAUAUGGAGUGACGUUGGCAGCUAUGAAACUGGGGCUGACUCGAAGUCAGUUGAACAUGGACCCUGACGCCCAGGCGCUCUUCCUGUUGGUUAACCAGUCUGUCCAGACGAUAGUUGGCGUGUUAGCCAUUACCUUGGUGGUCAAACCGUUCGAACCUUUGCCUGAAGACUUGUUCGUGUUUGAUGUGCGGAGGCCGCGUUUCAGACUCAAGGACGGGUGGCUCUUGUGGGCGGGUAUAGGACUUGCAGGUGCAGUUGUCGCUGUCCAAGUCUCGUCCCAGGUUGUGUCAUUCUUUCACGGAGGAGAGAUGCCUCCACGGGAAAAGAACGAGGCCCUCAUGCAGCUCUUGCCAUUGAUUGGUGUGUCGGGCACGACCACCUUCUCCCUCCUCACAGUGACGGGCGCAUGUGCUCCCCUUUUAGAGGAGUUUGUGUUUCGUGGAUUCCUGAUGACGUCGCUGACAAAGUGGCUUCCCACCUCGCUCGCGAUCGUGCUCAGUGCCAGUGCAUUUGCGAUGGCACAUUUCACACCUGCAGAGUUCCCUCAACUGUUCAGCCUCGGAUUGAUUCUUGGCUUCUCGUACGCACGCACCCGGAAUCUACUUACCCCCAUGAUCAUCCACUCUCUCUGGAAUUCAAGUGUCAUCCUGCUUCUCACUCUUCUGCACAUGCAAGGGUACAAUAUUUCUGAGUUCCUCAAUCAGUGAUAGCCUGACAGCUGAACCAUCAAAAGGAGGGCCCACUUCGGACGGCGGCGACGUCAGCACAUUCUGGACACAACGGGUCGAAAGCAUACUGGAGACGAAUUGGAGUUUUCUGCACGACGUCAGCCCAUUCUCGCCACAAUGUGUCAAAAGCAUACUGGCCAUGAAUCGGAGAUUUCCGCACUACAGAUUUUUUCCCCUCCUCCCCAGAAGGAAAGUCCAAACACCUGCUUGGGACAUCCGUUAAAAUUGGAAUGAUACCGAGAAGAUUAGCAUGGCCCCUGCCAAAAAGGGAAAAAAAAAAAAAAAAAAAAAAAAGGAAAGUCCAAAUACCUGCUGUGUGGGGUAUGCCAAGCACCAGGUGUGAGCGAACCUGACAUCGCCUCAGAGCGUCGUCGUACAUCCUGUAUGUGUUGAAGAUGUACUGUCGUCCAAGUGCACUUGGACUUUGUAUAUUGCGCUAUUUGUAAAGUAGCUUUUUUUUCUUUCCUAUAUUUUUUGUGACAAGCAAAGUUCUCGAUUGUCACUUCAUUCUCCAUAUC